Cladophialophora yegresii CBS 114405 is the source of this 2610-nucleotide messenger RNA. RefSeq names its product eukaryotic translation initiation factor 3 subunit C. Gene Ontology annotation, cellular component: eukaryotic translation initiation factor 3 complex. Gene Ontology annotation, molecular function: RNA binding; translation initiation factor binding; translation initiation factor activity. Gene Ontology annotation, biological process: translational initiation. The transcript is spliced from 2 exons. NCBI's taxonomy places the organism in Eukaryota, Fungi, Ascomycota, Eurotiomycetes, Chaetothyriales, Herpotrichiellaceae. The record is from RefSeq and is a predicted model, not a curated record. The coding region runs from base 1 to 2610 and encodes 869 amino acids.
AUGUCGUCCCGGUUUUUCCACGGAGGUGACUCCGACAGCGAGAGCAGUUCCUCGGAAGAGGAAGAGCUUUACAGCGAGAAGGAGGAAGAAUCUGAGGAGGAAUCCGAAGAGGAAGAUGAGGACGAGGAUGAGUCCUCUGAAGAGUCCUCCGAAGACGAGGGUCGCGGCCUGGGCGCUAGCCGAUUUUUGAAGCCUUCAGGUCCGGGUGGCGACGACUCAGACGAGAGCGAAGACGAAGAUCGGGAGAGAGUGGUCAAGAGUGCAAAGGAUAAGAGAUUUGCGGAGUUAGAAGGCACGAUCAAGGCGAUUGAGAAUGCUCAGAAGAUUGGUGACUGGGCCGUCAUUGCUUCAGAAUUCGACAAGAUGAACCGACAGGUCGUCAAGGUCACACAGCAAGGUGCCACUCCCAAGCUCUACAUCAAGAUGAUCGCCGAUCUUGAGGACAUGAUCACGGAAACCAAUGACAAACAGAAGGCGGCUGGGGCGAAGAAGAUGAACCCCAUUGCUGCAAAGGGUUUCAAUGCAAUGAAACAAAAGAUCAAGAAGAACAACAAGGAUUAUGUGACAGAAAUUGACAAGUACCGAGAAAACAAAGAUGACUUUAUGGAAUCUGACGAGGAGGAGCCUUUGGAGGUGGAGCGGCAAACCCGUAAGAACAGAGCCCAGAGAAUCGAUGCCAUCGAGGCCGCUAUUGAUGAAGAGGGUUUCGCGACGGUCGGCAAAGGCGGCAAGGCUCUUGUCUACACGCCGGAGAGCAUUCUCAAGCAUCUCCGCAGCAUCAUUGAAUCCAGAGGCAGGAAGAACACCGAUCGGUCUGAGCAGAUUCGCAUUAUGGAGAGACUGCUCGAUGUCGCAAAUACACCCUAUCAGCGAAUACGCGUUCUUCUGACCUUGAUCUCCACCAGGUUCGAUGUCACCACCACCUCAGUGCAGGCAUACAUGUCUCAAGACUCAUGGCGAGCCGCUCAGCGAGAAUUUUCGACUUUGCUGCAAACUCUGGAGGACGAACCCCAGUACGUCGUCACGGAAGGAGCCGAAGAAUGGGAAGAUGAUGACAAACAGCCAAAUCCAACUGCCGACGAUGUCUUCAGGGUCCCAGGCAGCAUUGUGUCUCUUGUUGAAAGACUAGAUGAUGAGUUGACGCGCUCGCUGCAGCAGACAGAUCCCCACACAGCCGAGUAUAUCGACAGACUUAGCGAUGAGCAGCUCCUAUACACUGACAUUGUACGGACGCUGAUUUACAUUGAAACCAUCAACAAGAGAUUGGAGAAGUUGGAGGGGAAGCAAGACAAUGUCAACCGAACGGUCAUCCGACGACUAGAACACAUCUACUUCAAGCCGACGCAGGUCGUCAAGAUCCUCGAAGAGAAGACCUGGGCCGCUCUACCUUCAUCACUCAACUCCGACCUUACUCCGAGAGGAAAGUUCGUCGAGGUCGCUUCUCUUGUCCAGACACUAUGCAACCAUCUCUUCGAGCAGAGUGAAGGGAUCAUCCGCGCCCGUGCCAUGCUCUGCGAGAUUUACUUCUUGGCUUUGCAAGAUGACUACUACCGAGCGCGCGAUCUUGCACUGAUGAGUCACUUGACUGAGAACAUCUCAUCGUUUGACGUUUCGACCCAGAUCCUCUUCAACCGCACCCUCGUUCAGAUAGGUCUUUGUGCAUUCCGCGCAGGUCUUUGUUAUGAAGCCCAGGGGGUACUCCAAGAGAUCUGUGGCUCUGGAAGACAGAAAGAGCUGCUCGCUCAGGGUGUUAUCAUGCAGCGCUUUUCGCAAGUCACGCCAGAACAAGAACGACUAGAGCGACAACGUCAAUUACCCUUUCACAUGCACAUCAAUCUCGAACUUCUGGAAUGCGUCUACCUCACCUGCAGCAUGCUCCUCGAGAUCCCGUUGUUGGCACAGACCGGCUCUUCGCCUGAUGUCCGCAAGCGUGUCAUCUCCAAAACCUUCCGCCGCAUGCUCGAGUACACCGAGCGACAGGUCUUCCAAGGUCCUCCCGAGAACACGCGUGACCAUGUGAUGCAGGCGGCAAAGGCACUCGCUCAGGGUGACUGGAAGAAAUGUCAAGAGCUGAUCAGCAAAAUCGGCAUCUGGGACCUGCUUGGCGCUGACAACAAAGAGAAAGUCAAGAAGAUGCUUGCCGAGCAGAUCCAGGAAGAGGGCCUGCGAACAUACCUCUUUACCUAUGCCCCUUACUACGAUACUGUAUCGAUAACAAGUCUCUCCGCCAUGUUCGAACUUGACUCGAAGGAGAUCUCCGCGGUGAUCUCCAAGAUGAUUUCGCACGAAGAACUUGCUGCUGCACUGGACCAAGUCAACGAUGCGGUCGUCUUCCGGAAAGGCGUCGAGCUGUCACGUCUACAGAGCCAGGUCAUCACGCUGAGUGAGAGAGCAAUGGGCAUCCUCGAGUCAAACGAGAAGGUCCUUGAGACGAGAACAGCAGGCAUGGUUGGUGGCUACACCCGGCCGGAACAACAGAGAGGAAGGGGUGGACGUGGCGGUGGCAGAAGUGGUCUGCAAAAUCUGGCGAGGCAAGGCCAGCAAGGUCAGAGAAGACCUGGUGGGCAACAGUUCGGGGGUGGUGCUUUGGGCGGUGCGAUCAAGGCUUGA